CAAUAAAAACAUCGCAAACGUGAAAUAGUUUUCCCAAGUCUCGUAUGUAAUAGAUGGUUACAAAGAUUAAUAGUUAGUGUAUAAUGAAAAUUAUUUCUUAGGUGAGGUAAGAGAUGACUUAAUGUUAAUUUAGGCAUUGAAUUUAAUGAUAUUGGAUAUAUUGUAAGCGUAGGAACUUGGUGAACAUCCGCUUAACAUGGCGCUCUGUAACGACAUGUGCGGAAGAUAACGCUCGUCCUUUGUCGCAUUGCAAUCUACUCAAGCAAUCAAGUGUGGCUAAUAUUUUGUUUUUGGAUUCUUUAUAAAGUAUUAAAAUUGUUAUAUAAUCAAUACGUGAGCUUGAAUGAGUAUUACGACAUAAUAUACGGGCAUCGCAAUGGUGAAAACCCGACGUAGUAACGGAGAGAAUGGGGAGGUUGACGAAGGAAAUUAUUCGAUAAACCACGUUGGGAGCGUGUCUGACGAGAAGGCAUCUGCAAACUGGUCUCAAAGGGAGUUGAGAAGUAGUCAAUAUAAGGUAGCAAGAAAGAUACAACGUUGGCCAACUAGAUGUAAUAGACUUCGUGCAAUAAAAAUGCCUCGGACAAUAAUGUUUCCCGAAAGUGAUACCGAGCCAGAAAAAUAUACAAGAAGAUCUCGUCAAGUAAGAGUAUUCUUUGCUGAAGAGAAUGAGUCAACAACUAGAAGUAUGAAAAUUCGUCGUAAUCGUGGACCAAGGAAAAAUUAUAUGGAAGAUAGUGAGGACAAACCAAUACAGCAAAAUGUCAGAAGAAGUUGUAGAAAGCGCAAACUCUUGCAUCACAAUUUCAAUGAAAGUUGGAUUACAAAUGAGUUAAAAGUAAAAGGCUAUCCAGACUUGUAUGGGUUUCCUGGAACAAGUUCUUCAGAUGAGUUCUCUUCAGGAGAUGAAGCUAAAGAAACUAAGAAAUCGACUCGCAGUCUCCCUCCGACGAAUACAGACGAAGACACACAGCUGGCGCGCCAGAGAAGAACUUCAGCGAGGUUUAGAAAUAUAAAGGAUGCUUCAGAAUCUGAUUCGGAGGAUGAGAACAAUCAGACUGUAAUUGAAAAGAAACAGACUGAAGAUAAAAUAGAAAAUGAGAAAAUAGACAACAAGGAGAUUGAGCCCAAGAAAGAGCCAGAAGAAAAGAGCCAAGAACCAGACAAUUGGAGGGGACGAGGCAACAGCUUAAACGACGAAUACAUCUGUCACGUUCGUUUCGCGGACGAUAUCGUUAUCGUUGCGGAGUCGUUGGCCAAGCUAGGUCAAAUGCUGGGUGGCCAAAAGGAGUCCUCAAUAAAGAAAAGACCAGUAGGUUUAGCGUCGUCGUCGUCGUCGUCGGAGUCGGGCAGCUCGCUGCGUCCGCGGCGCUCGUGCCGCACGCGCGCGCCGCCCGCCUUCGUGCAGCUGCCGCCCGACGCGCGCCCGCGAGGCAAAACAUUCACGUUAAGAAAAAAACCUUAUAGUUUGAGGGAGAGGAAACCAAAGUUACUACGUAGGAAAACAAUAAGAUCUCAAUCGCCUUCAAGUAGCAGCACGAGUAGUACAUCUAGUUCAGAUACAGAGGAAGAUCUUAAUGUGUCUAUGAAGAACAAGACUAAAGGGAGACAAAAAUCCAAAUCAAUGGAUGAUAAGAAAACUGACAGAGCUUUAAGAGACAUACAACCAAUAGAAGUAGAUGGCAGUGUCAGAUUUUCAUCAGUUGGAGGUUUAGAAGAACACGUAAAAUGUCUCCGUGAAAUGGUAAUAUUCCCACUGAUGUAUCCAGAACUAUUUGAAAAGUUCAAAACUCGGCCAGCCAAAGGGGUUCUUUUUCAUGGACCACCCGGUACAGGGAAGACGUUACUAGCCAGAGCGUUAGCUAAUGAAUGUCAGUUAAUUAGUGGAAGGAAAGUGGCUUUCUUCAUGAGGAAAGGUGCAGACUGCUUGAAGAAAUGGGUGGGAGAGAGCGAGCGGCAUUUGAAGUUGCUGUUUCAACAGGCAAAUAAGAUGAAGCCUUCCAUCAUUUUCUUCGACGAGAUAGACGCACUGGCACCCGUGAGGAGCGUGCGGCAGGAGCAGGUGCACACCAGCGUCGUGGGCACGUUGUUGGCAGAGAUGGACGGCGUGUGCGAGAGGGGCGAAGUGGUAGUGAUAGGGGCAACAAACCGCCUGGACGCCGUGGACCCGGCGCUGCGGCGCGCGGGCCGCUUCGACCGCGAGCUGCACUUCCCGCCGCCGCACGCCGCCGCGCGCCGCGACAUCCUGGACAUCUACACGCGGGACUGGCAGCCGCGGCCCUGCGGCGACACGCUGGACCACUUAGCGGACAUCACUGGCGGAUACGGAGGUUCUGAUUUAAAGGCGUUGUGUUCCGAAGCAGUAUUAAAAGCGCUCAGAAGGGUGUAUCCACAAGUUUACGAUAGUGAAUAUGCUUUAGUUAUUGAUCCUAAAAAUGUGGAGGUGACGGUGGAGGACAUGGAGGCGGCGAUGGAGGGGCUGGUGGUGGCGGGCGCGCGCGCCGGGCCCGCCCCCGCGCGCCGCCUGCCGCCCUACUGCGAGCCGCUGCUGCGCGCCCAGCUGCGCGCCGCCGCCGCGCUGCUGCCGGAGCCCUUCCCGCCCGCCGGCCUCACCGGGUCGACGGCGACGCCGGCCGCGUCCAACGUGCUGCUGCUGGCGGGCGCGUGCGCGGAGACGCUGCUCGCGCCCGCGCUGCUGGCGCAGCUGGAGCGCGUGCCCGUGCGCGAGCUGAGCGUGGCCGCGCUGCACUCCGCGCUCGCCUACUCGCAGGAGCAGGCGCUCAUCUCGCUGUUCUCGGAGUGCCGGCGCUGCGCGCGCGGCUGCGUGCUGUUCGUGCGCGACGUGGCGGCGGUGUGGCGCGCGCUGGCGGGCGCGGGCGCGGCGCUGCUGCUGCAGCUGUGGCGCGCGCGCGCCGCCGGCGAGCGCACGCUGCUGCUGGCCACCGCGCCGCGCGCCGACCUGCCGCCGCCGCUUCUAGAAUUAUUCCCACCAUACAAAGACUGUCUUUAUACGGUACGAGAACCGACUGUCUCUGAAGUUAUCAACUUCUUAAAGCCAAUUAUCACAGAAGCACCAUUACAGCCACCGGUAAUUGAAAAUAAUGAACCGCCACCUCCACUACCAAGAGCUCCACCGCCCCCGCCUCCUCGAGAGAGUAAAGAAGAGAUGGCGAGAAGAAAGCGAAAAGAAGAUUAUCAGCUUAGGGAAUUAAGAAUAUUUCUCCGUGAUAUUUGUAGAAAGCUGGCUUCGAAUAGGCGUUUCUAUAAAUUUACUAAGCCCGUCGACUUGGAAGAGGUGACGGAUUAUCUGGACAUUAUCAAACAGCCUAUGGACCUCGAGACUAUGAUGACGAAGGUAGACAUGCACAAAUAUAAUUGCGCCAAGGACUUUCUGGACGAUAUCGAUUUGAUAUGCGCUAACGCGCUGGAAUAUAAUCCGGACAGUGCCAUUCAAAGGGCUAGAGGGAUGUCUAGAACGUCGUCAGACAAGCAGAUACGCCACGAGGCGUGCUCGCUGCGGGACCACGCGCACGCGCUCAUCGACGUGGAGAUGGACAGUGACUUCGAGCUCGAGUGUCGCGAGAUCGCGCGCCGCAGGAGGGACAUGGGCGCCGCCGACAACGACCUGCCCGACUUCAUCUACACCGCCUCCAACCUGCGUGAGUGGCUGACUACUUUAUUAGCAUUAUCUACUUCCACGAACGAUAGCAAAGCGGUGCGAACGCCACAGAAUGGUGAAAAGAGCGAGACACAUUCGGCAAAGCGCAAACGCAGACGGAUGAACGCCUGGUCAAAAGGCUUGGUUGUGAAAAGGCAGAAAACAGCACAGAAAAGCUUUAAGGACUCGAGCAUAGCCAUAACGGACGAGGAGUCAAAGGAAAACAAGCCUAUCACAUCGACGCCGCUGCAGAUGUCGUGCAGUUCGUCGGGCUCUGACGACGACGCGCCGCUGAGGCGACCGCGCGACUGCGACGAGCUCAACGACCUGCACCAUUCGCAGAUCAACCACGUGCUCGACAGUCCUGCAAAAACGGAGAAGGCACCAACAAAGACAACACCAAAGAAACGAAACUCAGGUCACGAGGCCACUAGCGCAGACGCAGAGAAAGUAGUGAUAAAUAAGACUGAGCUAGAAAACAUACUGUAUAAGAAUGCGAAGGCGCUACGCGGGAUCGGUUUAGAGGCAUUAUUGGAUUUAUACACACAGCUGGCUGGUGCUGUGAGGGCACAGAUGAACGCCACCGACCGCACUCGCUUACCUCAAGAUAUACAAGUAAUCGUGACGCGUUACCUACAGCUGGCGCGCAAGUGACGGCCUCACUCGCCAGCCUUCCGUCAAACUUAUUACCACACCGACCGACUUCAAACCUUAUAAGUAUUUAAACUUUCACUAAGAACACUUAAUUUUAUAAAUAGCGCGAUUGUCCUUUUAAACAUUAUUGACCUACUGGUGACGUUACAGAAGCCAAGGUCAUGGGAUAAUGUAAAUAGACGUUAAUUAAUUCGGUAAUCCAUAAUAUUUUGCGCUCGUAUUUGUACAAUUUGAGACUAAACACCACUUAUACACCUUAGGAAUGAUUUCAUUUCAGAGGAUUCAUU
Melitaea cinxia (Glanville fritillary) is the source of this 4599-nucleotide messenger RNA. RefSeq names its product ATPase family AAA domain-containing protein 2-like. The record is from RefSeq and is a predicted model, not a curated record. The transcript has 28 exons. Bases 377 to 4312 code for a protein of 1311 amino acids. Gene Ontology annotation, molecular function: ATP hydrolysis activity; histone binding; ATP binding. Lineage: Eukaryota; Metazoa; Arthropoda; Insecta; Lepidoptera; Nymphalidae. Gene Ontology annotation, biological process: positive regulation of transcription by RNA polymerase II. Gene Ontology annotation, cellular component: nucleus.